This is a messenger RNA of Pyricularia oryzae 70-15, 2970 nucleotides long. Its product is annotated as membrane transporter. Lineage: Eukaryota; Fungi; Ascomycota; Sordariomycetes; Magnaporthales; Pyriculariaceae. The transcript is spliced from 2 exons. Gene Ontology annotation, biological process: transmembrane transport. Gene Ontology annotation, molecular function: transmembrane transporter activity. Bases 854 to 2650 code for a protein of 598 amino acids. The record is from RefSeq and is a predicted model, not a curated record.
AAAAGUUCUACCACGUAUGCUCGGGUGGCGCAGGGGGUUGAUCAACCCGAACCUGGUUUUGUUCAAACAUCUCCAGUUUUAUUUUUAUUUUUUCUAGGGGAUUAGGGGUUUCUUUAAUCUUAUUGCUGAUGACCUGUCCUUCGACAAUCACAAACUACAAUUGAAUGGAGGACAUCUUAUUGUGAUUUUCAUCAAAACGGCAUCUUCCUUUUACUCAUUCACCUCGUCCAAGGCACAGUCGGAUUUUAAACUUGGACAGGGAUCCACCACCCACCCCCAAAUCGUUGGGUUACAAGGAGGGAACACGUUCGGGGUGUCUCAGUUUCACAAGCUCCGUCGUUGAGGGAGGGUAGAGAGAACGAAAUACCUGUCAGCAACGAAAAGGGUCUGCCGAAGAAGGUUGUCACGCAACAAAAGCUCACAACUAACCUAAGCUCCGAUGGAUCGGGCGUGGGAGUGUGUGUAACUGCAUUACUUCUAAAACCUUCUCUUAUGAGCCGAGGCUUCUGCCCAACCAGUCUUAUUUUCUUAGCGUCCCGUCUCUCUGUGUUGGCUCUGGCCAGGUGUACCUUGAACCUAUUUCGACCCCCAAAAAAAAAAAAACCAUCUCAUCUGCUCUGGCUAUUAAUUAUCACGCCUUCCGCGCUAGGCCCAUACUACCACGAUUUAGUGAGCCUUGGGGUGUCUGCACACUCAUCUUGCGGACAGGGGAGAUCUCAAGAUAAUUUUUGUUGAGCCAUUGUUAAUAUCCCGCCUUUUCUUUUGAUCGUACCUUUUCUGGCUGAAAGGGUAAAGGCAUAAAAAAUUCAGGGGGAUUCCAAAAAGGUCACAAAUAAAAACCAAAAAAAGGAGCAUGAGGCUCUACCCUCGCUGGCCUCUCCGCGUGGAGACGACAGCCAGCUACGCGGGCGUGCUGAUCCCGCUCGAGGAGGCCCACCUGUAUAGCCACUCGGCGCGUAGCGGAAGGACCGAGUACGAGGAGCCGCCGUCGACGGCCGACAACAACAAUGAUGACGAGGCCGGGGGGAAGCGCGGUGGGGAGGAGGCGGGCAUGCUCGAGAUGCGAGCGGCCGAGUAUAGCAUCGAAGGGUUGAGGCGUGAGGUCCGGCUGGGCAGCGGAGGAACCCGGCCGAUCGCCUACGAGAUGAAGUCCAAGCUCAUUAACAAGGCUGUCCAGGACAUAGGCAUGGGCCGGUACAACUGGCAGCUGUUUUUCCUGUGUGGUUUUGGCUGGUUUGCGGAUAAUCUGUGGAUGCAGGGUGUCUCCCUCCUCCUACCCUCACUCUCGGCCGAAUUCGGCAUUUCGGAAAAGACGGUCCGCUACACGACCUCGACCCUCUUCCUCGGCCUCUGCGUCGGCUCCUUCACCUGGGGAAUCGGCUCCGACAUGAUGGGUCGCCGCAUCGCCUUCAACGCGACGCUCUUCAUCACGGGCGUCUUUGGCAUCUUGGCCUCGUACGCCCCGUCAUGGGGCUGGCUGUGCCUGAUGCUGGCCGCGUUGGGGUCCGGCGUGGGCGGCAAUCUCCCCGUCGAUGGCGCCCUGUUCCUCGAGUUCCUCCCCGACGCCAGCAGCAGCCUGCUGACCCUCUUGUCCGUCUGGUGGCCCGUCGGCCAGCUCUGCUCCAGCCUGUUUGCCUGGUACUUUAUGGCCAACUGGCCCGUCGACCAGGGCUGGCGCUGGUUCGUCUUUGCCAUUGGCGUCGUCACCCUGCUCAUGUUUGCCCUGCGCUUUUUUGUCUUUAACCUGUUCGAGUCGCCCAAGUUCCUGCUAUCAAAGGGCCGACAGGCCGAGGCCGUCGCUGUCGUUCACGGCCUCGCCUACCGCAACGGCGUCAAGACGUGGCUGACGGAGAAGAUCAUGGACGACGUUGCCGGCGAGGACGAUGACGACGACGACGAUGCCUUUGCCUCUUCUGCCUCCAGGCGGCUGGCUCUCGACACCACCUCAGUCCUGCGCGCCAAGCUCGCCUCCUUCUCCGGAGACCGCAUCCGCCCGCUGUUCAGCAACAAGACGCUCGGCCUGGCCACCGCCAUCAUGUGGUUCAUCUGGGCCACCAUCGGCCUGGGCUACCCUCUCUUCAACGCCUUCCUCCCCCAGUACCUCUCCCGUGGCGUCAGCGACUCCACUACCGGCGCCGCUCCCGUCGUCGCCGCCCGCGCCGACACGCAGCCCCAAGCCAUCUCCGCAGAGACCUAUCGCAACUACGCCAUAACCUCCAUCGUCGGCGUGCCGGGCUCCCUCCUGGCCGCCUACACAGUCGACCACCCAUCCCCGCUGCUCGGCCGCAAGGGCACGCUCGCCAUAUCCACCUUGGUGUCCGCCAUCUUCCUCUUUGGCUUCGCCACGCUGGGCACGACGCCGUCGGCGCAGCUGGCCUUUUCGUGCAUCGAGGCCUUUUCCCAAAACAUCAUGUACGGCGUGCUGUACGCCUUUACGCCCGAGAUCUUCCCCGCUCCGGUCCGCGGCGCCGGCACCGGGGUGGCGAGCUUCCUCAACCGCGUCGCGGGGCUGCUCGCCCCCGUCCUGGCUGCGAAUAUACCCGGCGACGGCUCCACCGCCCCCAUCUACCUCUCCGCCGUGCUGAUCCUCGCCGCCUUUGUCGGUAUGUGUCUCAUCCCCAUCGAGACGAGGGGGAGGCAGAGGCUGUGAAGCGAAGUAUAAGGAACAAAGGAAAGACGAAAGGGGGUUUCCUUGAGAUGUUGUCAUGCUUUGACAUGCCAUUACCAUAUAGACUUGUGUUUUUAUAUGUCUUGUUGCUUUCACUUUUACAGCCAAGCUCUGGCAACCUUGUUCACAUAUCAGCUGGGCAACAAAUUAUUCUAGUUUCCUGUACCCAACGAAAACCACUGGCUUUUGGAGAUGUUUCCAUUCCAGCUUUCACUAUAAAAACAACUCGGUCUGUUGAGUCUACUCUGCACGCACAAAAGUUUAAUCGUGUUCGCUCGCUGAAAUACAAACGAAUAUUCCCC